This is a messenger RNA of Parastagonospora nodorum SN15, 1965 nucleotides long. RefSeq lists its product as hypothetical. The coding region runs from base 1 to 1965 and encodes 654 amino acids. Gene Ontology annotation, biological process: silent mating-type cassette heterochromatin formation. The record is from RefSeq and is a predicted model, not a curated record. Lineage: Eukaryota; Fungi; Ascomycota; Dothideomycetes; Pleosporales; Phaeosphaeriaceae. Gene Ontology annotation, cellular component: rDNA heterochromatin; SHREC complex. The transcript is spliced from 3 exons.
AUGACGCAGCCUCUGACCCAGUUCUGGCCCAUCUUCGCCGUAAAGUCGGACGGCCACGACAUCGUCAGCCAGAAAGGCCGGCCGCUGAGGAAUGGACCGACCGAAGCACAGCUCGACCGCACUCCAAACGAGCAGGGACAAUGCGACUUCUACCGCCUCAUAGAGAAAGACGACCCCAAGCACAUUGAUUGGCGGAAGAAGCUGGGCGGCAUGUUGCUGCGCGAGAUUGGGGGCAAGCAGCGCAAACCAUGUGCUGGGCUGACCGAAGCAGACAAGUGGCAGCAAACCAUCCUGUGGGAUUUUCCCGAGAACUACAAGCUCUACGAGCACAUCAAGACCAAGGCCGACGGUCAGGCAAAGACGGUUAAGAACCACUCUGGCGGCGGCCACGACAGGCAGGAUGCCUACCUCUACGGCUACCCGAAGGGCCCUCGAAAGCGGUACAGGAGUCCCGCGGAUUUCUUCCCCCACUUGCUGUGGCUCUGCACCGACGAGAACAGCGACUAUCAGAAUUGCACGUGCAAGAUGUGCUCGGUCGUACAGCUCGACGAGGAGAGGCCGGUGGUCAAGGCAGAAAUCAAGACUGAGCCCUCGACGAUGAUGAAGAGAGAGACCAGCCAGCCCGCGCAUGUACAGGGUCCCGUUGCGAAUCGCAAUCCAGUCGUCGCUGCACCUGCACCAGCCCGAAGAUCCGUCUCCGGUCCGCCUACCCAGAGCCCCAGCCUGAAGCCAGCAACACCAGCUACCCUCCCUCCACAGACGAACAACACACCCCAGAUCCGAGCACCAGCCAUACAGCAGUCCACUCAACUUCCACAGCCCCGCGGAGGCGAGCAGCUCACCGAUAGUCGCUACGGCCAGUUUCUGUGUCGUACCGGCGAGGUGGUGUGGUUCUACCGCCCAAAGACAUCGGCCUGGGGCCUUGGACUCGUGUUGCGGAGGUGGGCCGUCAAGGAAGGCUCGGGCGGCAAAGCAUAUCAGGUUCAGCCACUGUCACAUCCUUUCGACUCCGCGACUCCUGAGGUCGUCACAACAGACCAGCACCUCAAGCCCUGGCUCGCCUGGUCUGCGCCCGCUUGCACCUACCCAUAUCUUCAGCAAAACCCACAGCUCCGGUACGACCAAGUCGACUGGAGCGCAUCUACUGCUGCCGGCCGAUUUGGUGAUGGCGUUGCAGACGUCGAUGCCUCAAUCAUGGCAGCCAAGGCCAUCGACACCACCUACACCCUCUCCGAGCGCAUCAAGACGGCCUCAAUCCCCUCAGGCGAAGAGCGCCACUACAACUGCAUCUACCUCGGCGCUGAGAAAAUCUGGCGCGGCGACCCUGUCCGAAUCCGCCUGGGCCAAACCGGCACCGACCUCAUGGUUGUCACCGACAUCCUCGAGCGUGUCACCACCACCGGCCCGCAAUCAACCUCCCAAAUCAUCAUGACCGGCGAUAUCUACAGCUACUCUAUCCUCUCCGCGCCCGAUCCAAACAACCUCCCCAUCCCGCCUUCCUCCUCAAACCCCAACAUCCCCAUCCGCAUGCGCGAAGACAUGGCCUGGCGCAACCGCAUGCUCGUCCCCAUGACCCAAACCCUCGGCUGGUGGCGCCUCCUCGCAUCUUCCUCGCGCGUCGAAAUCGCAGACGUCAAGGGCCGAUGGUACGAGACUAGUCUGCUGUUUGAAGAAUCGUUCGGCAAGGCUGUCAAGAACGGCGAGGGCGGGAACGGCAUCUGGAUGAAUGCCCGCGGCGACGCAACAGGCGUGGUUGCGUUUGGCAAUGCUUUGCCCAAGGGUACGAGGCUGAUCGAGGGCCUUGAACCGCCCAACGCGCAGAACGUGCCGACGACCGAUAUGCAGGGCCUGGACAUCGGAAUCGGCAACAGCGCCGCGGAUCCGUUUUCAAUCGACGACUUCAUGAAUGUUGAGCAUCUUGAUGACGGGAGUGGGGUGGACUUUGGUCACAGUUUCCAGUUCUGA